This is a messenger RNA of Nicotiana tabacum (common tobacco), 381 nucleotides long. Lineage: Eukaryota; Viridiplantae; Streptophyta; Magnoliopsida; Solanales; Solanaceae. The record is from RefSeq and is a predicted model, not a curated record.
AUGGCAGUUGAUCUGGAUGUAAAGGAAUUAUUAAUCAUGGGGAAUUCUGAUUUGAUCAUUUGGCAACAUGUGGAAGAUCUCAGGAAACAGUUCAAGUCCAUCGAGUUCAGGUAUAUUCCUCGAUUCCACAAUGAGCUAGCUGAAGCACUAGCUACUUUGGCCUCAAUGCUGCCGCACCCGGGUAAUGUUCAUAUUGACCCGCUGGAAAUCCAAGUUCGAGAAAGGCAUGGUUAUUGUAACGCAAUUGAAAUGGAGCCAGAUGUCCAGCCAUGGUAUCAUGAUAUCAAAAGGUUUUUGAAAACAAAAAUAUAUCUUGAGCAGGCCAGUGGAGAUCAAAAGAGAACUAUUAGAAGGCUUGCAACCAGUUUCUUUUUUAGUUGA